Kazachstania africana CBS 2517 is the source of this 2448-nucleotide messenger RNA. RefSeq lists its product as uncharacterized. Gene Ontology annotation, molecular function: chromatin binding; protein binding. Gene Ontology annotation, biological process: chromatin remodeling. The coding region runs from base 1 to 2448 and encodes 815 amino acids. The transcript has a single exon. The record is from RefSeq and is a predicted model, not a curated record. Gene Ontology annotation, cellular component: RSC-type complex. Lineage: Eukaryota; Fungi; Ascomycota; Saccharomycetes; Saccharomycetales; Saccharomycetaceae.
AUGUCUUCAGAAGACUUACAAUUACUCAGGAAUAGAAUUAAAGAUGAAUACAACAAGCUAUUCGAGGUAAAAGAUAAUGUGAAUAAUUACCUAAUUCAUCCUGUUUUCAACACUCUUCCACCGAAGAAGAAUUAUCCCGAUUACUAUACAAUCAUUAGAAAUCCAGUGUCACUGAAUACUUUAAAGAAGAGGAUACCUCAUUAUAUUGAUAUUAUGGAAUACGUGAAAGAUGUGGCUUUUUUGCCAUGGAAUGCAAAGACGUACAAUGCCAAAGGUUCCCCUAUAUACAAUGUUGCAAACGUUUUAGAAAAAUAUCUUAGAGAAGAAUCAAUUCCUAGAUUACAAACAUAUUAUCCACAAGUAACAUACCCCAAUUUGGGGCCACUACCUGAGGAAAUGAUGCCAGUGGAAAGAAAGCCUGUUAUAAAAAUGACUGAAAAGCCCGUUACGUUAAAUCAAUCUCCCCUACAAACAAAGAUAACAAUACAAGAGCCAACGAUGAAGAGAACUUUUACACCAUUAUCAUCUAAUUCAGUUACGCCACAACCAAAACCUAUUAACUUAAGUGCAAGUCAACAUCAUAUUAGUAGCGUGAGCAAUGCCGCUAACAUAAAGAAAACUUAUAUCAGACGUGGGAGGCCACCCAUUAUUGAUUUACCAUAUGUUCAGCGGAUUAAGAACGUACUAAAAAAUUUAAAAAAAGAAAUGGAUAGCAACGGUAAAAAUCUAAUGUCAAUAUUCGAUAAGAAAAACUUGAAUAAUCCAAGUACCGAUAUAUUAACUAUGGAUGACAUUUGGAGAAAAAUAAAAACGAGAAAGUAUAAAACUUUUAUUCAGUUCCAGGACGAUUUCAAUCUGAUGCUUUUAAACUUCAAAAGAAUCCUACCAAAUCAUGACAUUAUCGAUUUGAUUGAAAAAUCAUUCAAUGUUCUGGUAAAUUACGAAUUAUCUAGGCCAGACAAAGCAUAUAUUCCUGAAGGUGAAUUUAGACUCCCGCUUGAUGAAAUUGUAGCAAACAAUAAGACAUAUGUGGUGGGAGAUUGGGUAUUAUUAAAGAAUCCAAAUGACCCUAGUAAACCUGUGGUAGGCCAAAUUUUCAGAAUAUGGAGCACUUCAGACAACCAAAAAUGGCUGAAUGCUUGUUGGUACUUUAGACCCGAACAGACUGUCCACAGGGUGGACAGAAUUUUCUAUAAAAAUGAAGUGAUGAAGACAGGUCAAUAUAGAGAUCAUCUAAUUGACGAUAUUAUUGACAAAUGUUAUGUCAUUCAUUUUACAAGAUUUCAAAGAGGUGAUCCAGUCUUGAAAGAUGAUGUCACAGGGCCCCUAUUUGUCUGCGAAUUUCGUUAUAAUGAAAAUGAUAAAGUUUUUAACAAAAUUAGAACCUGGAAAGCAUGUUUACCAGAAGAAAUUCGUGGUAUGGAAGAUGACAGUAUCCCCGUGAAUGGUAGAAAAUUUUUCAAAUAUCCAUCGCCCAUAAAGAAUCUCUUGCCUCCAAAUGCCUCAAUCAAUGAUCCAAUUCCAGAUGUACAUAUUGGUGAGCCCAAUGCUCCACCAUUGGUUGGAGCAGUAUAUGUCAGACCGAAAUUAACCAAAGAUGACCUUGGUGAAUAUUCUACUUCAGAUGAAUGUCCUCGUUAUAUAAUUAGGCCUAACGACGCGCAGGAAGAUGGUGUAAUCGACUAUAAUACUGGAACAAUUAUUGUAAGUCAAAAUAUGACCCCGCAGCCCUCAUCCGCGCAUAUGCCAGUCUUACAUACUAAGACAUCUAAUGUUUCUGGUACAAAUAUACCGUCAAUGAGGUAUAGCUCGAAUAAUAGAUCUUCUUCAAUCGUGAAGCCAAUUAAACCUAACGAUAUUAAGGCAAGGUUGGGUUCUACCUUAUCAACAACUAAACUAAAUCAGAUAAUAGUUAAUAAAGAAGCGCCAACUAAUGAAUCUUUGACGCUAUUACUAAACGAUUUAUCUUCGAAAAGUAAUCUGACACAUGUUGUUGUAGAUUCACCAGGAGCCUAUCUUGCUCCGUUGUCAAUCAAAAUCAAUGAAAAGACGGUGGAGCUAGCCGAUCACAGUAAUCAAGCGAGAUAUUUUAAUAAGGAAGAUUUGAAUGUAAGGAAAAAGAAUAAAAUUCAUGAAAUACUAUGGUUUAGAGGCUCUAGUGUUGAUGUUACUGAAAGAUUGAUUAAUUUAGGUGGUGAAGCUUUGCAAGUUCCUCUCAACAGAUGGACUUUGUUGGCCAAUAAGCGUGAAUUGCCCAAUUUGGAUUAUGAAGAGAUAGAAGAAGAGGGUGUUGAUUCAGAAAAUGAUGACGAGGAAGAUCAUUACUCUGAGGAUUCAGAAAAUGAAGAUGAAUCAAAGAAUAUACCAGGCCCGUUCGUGUUUGGUCCAAGGCCGUCUGCAAAGUUUAUGUCAUAUAAACUUGGCCAAAAUAAAGACUUCUCUCUUUAG